Molecule: messenger RNA, 1904 nt
Organism: Cydia amplana
Lineage: Eukaryota; Metazoa; Arthropoda; Insecta; Lepidoptera; Tortricidae
Product: neurofilament heavy polypeptide-like
Exons: 2
Coding region: 493-1674 (393 amino acids)
Source: RefSeq, a predicted model, not a curated record
CACCUUUUACAACGCAGUUUGGAUAGAAAACUCGAUUGAACCAGUUAUAAAGAUCCCUCAUUACCCAUUUAAAAGUGCGCUAGCACGUGUCUGGUUUGAGUGGAUACUGAGAAGUGGAAUGCCACAUUAUACUGGUCGGCUGGUGUUAAAAGCGUACGUACGUAUAAAAUGUAGAAAUAGGUGUUUUAAAUUUGGAUCGCCGCCCGGCUGGUUUGGCGCGCAGUCCCGCGAGUAUCGCACAUUAUAACACAGUACUAUCCUGCUCUGCGCAGUUAAAUAACAAGGGGAAGGGACAAUCGCUAAUCAAUUUCCCUUAAAAAGUGUUCUAAAGCUUCACGUGACUAAGAUGGAUCGACUAGUUCGAAGUUUGUUUACGCGAGUGUGCUGUCGAAAAUAGAUUCUUUUAUUAGACGUCGACCUGCCCUGAUACAAUAGAGGUGUUUGUUAUUGGAUUGUCGCGAAAGGUCGACAAGUUAAGAUACUCGUGAGGUGAUGAGUGAAGAGGGAAAUGAAAAGAAAAGUAGAUUAACCCUCCAAAUUCCCACAAUCACCCAAGAUUCCCAGUGCCAAACCUUAGGACACCUAGUAUCUAGAUCUAAAUCCAGUGAGAAAGCAAACGUAGACGAAAUGGAAACCCAGAAUAUGUCCAUCAAGAAGAGGAGGAACCUUUCGAAGAAUAGAGGCCAAAGAGAGAAAACUCCUGAACCCGGGCGGACUCCUAUUCCUCACGAAGACACACCUACCUCAGAUGAUGAAGACUACCAACCAAGAAACUCUAGAGAGAUAGAAGCAGAUAACACAUACGAGGAAAUGAAGCGCUUAGUUCAGGAACAGUCUGGAGCAAAAGAUCCAGUAUAUGACUUGGAUACAGAAGCAGUCAUCGAAGCAAGGGCAAUGGCUGCUAACGAAAGGAGGCGAAGGAGUGUAUCUCCCUUUGCUGUUAUGGAAAAAGACAGGGAAGUAGAGCCCAUAGGAUUACAACGCAAAGGGAGUUUCGUUGAUCCUACCAACAAGCUGCUAAGCACGACAUAUACAUUGAGUCCAAAAGACGAAGACACUGGUCGGCGAGGCUCCUUAACCUUUGAGCCUCCGCCAGAAAGAAAGCGAUCCCUGACACCUUCAACACCAACGACCGCAUCGCCCAAAGACACUAACUUCCCAUACCCGUUUCCUUCGACGCCGAAAAAAUUAGAAGCAAUGGUGUACCCGGACGAACAAGCUGCGAAGACUGAAGAUAAACCAAAAAUACCAAAAACUCCAGUUAAAAAAGACGUCUUCACAUUUGAUCAAAAACAUGAACCACAAGAGAAAAAACCAGUUACGAAACCAAAAACUCCUGAAACACCAGCAAGUCCCGGAGAACUAGUGACUAAAGUUUAUCAAAUAGAACGCACGCCGAGUAGAAAGGUGCUUCCUGAAAAUAAGCCUGCAGUUGAAAUAAGGGAAAGAGUUGUUAGAACUCCAAGUAGAAAGUUAACAGGAGAAGGUAGGCCAAACAUUGUGAAACAAGUUCUCAAACCAAAAGAUGACCCGGCGCAAACACAAUCUAAAAUACCACCAGUAAAACCAGCACGGAGCAAAUCCGCAACACGAUUCGGGGUCAGUUUUUUCGUUAUGUUCUUUUUGAUUCUGUUAAUUGCUUUGUUAAUAGCGCUGUAUUUUAUGUUGAAUUAACGAAAAAUGAAAUAUGAACACCAUGUAUAUAGUUUAACAAAAUAGAAUAGAAGACAAACUAAUACAUACCUGUAAUGAUAUUUACAGGGUAAAACUAGUGAGAGUGAGAUGAGUGAGGAUCAAAUUAAUCAGCAAAAUUUACCGGCACAAGCAGCGCGGCGUAAAGUAAUGCCUACACCUCGGAGGUUUGUAAAGAAUAGAUCACCCAGAGCAAAUCGAUCACAGUCCGU